Messenger RNA from Striga hermonthica, 432 nucleotides. The record is from the annotation of a GenBank genome assembly. Lineage: Eukaryota; Viridiplantae; Streptophyta; Magnoliopsida; Lamiales; Orobanchaceae.
AUGCACCGGCAGUCGCUGGGCUCGCCGUCGUCGAAGCUCGCGAAAGCCGCCGAGCAGCUGAGCUGCGAAGCUCAGAAACAAUUUCCCUCUCAAUCGCCAUCAUCAUCUGCAGAAGCUCGAGACGAAGAUGCGAAGAAGAUGAUAAAAAUUAGGGCUCCCAAUUUUGACAAUAAGCCCCAACCUUACAUUCAUCUGAUCCCAAUGCUCACGCUCGUCUGCUUUCUCGUUCUCUACCUCGCAUCUCACGAUCCUUCUCAAAAUGAUUUGGCUGAGUUCGAUUUUCCUGGGACUCUCUCCGAUUCCACAGAAUUGCGAGUGGUGAAGGAGGUGGAGAAAGGGGAUACGGUGGCGAUACGGAGGUUGAAGAACUUGGAGACGGAGGCCGGCACGGCCAGGCACCGGCUGCGCCACCGCAAAAUCGCCCAUUUUUAG